Molecule: messenger RNA, 2277 nt
Organism: Cervus elaphus (red deer)
Lineage: Eukaryota; Metazoa; Chordata; Mammalia; Artiodactyla; Cervidae
Product: protocadherin-8-like
Exons: 2
Biological process (GO): homophilic cell-cell adhesion
Cellular component (GO): plasma membrane
Molecular function (GO): calcium ion binding
Source: RefSeq, a predicted model, not a curated record
AUGACCUACUGCACUGCCCUGGCCACUGUUCAGCUCUCCAGGCCCUCCUGCGAGCUCUUUCAAGGGAACAAGACCCAGAGGCCAGGAGACUGUGGAUUAGCUCCGGCGGAGGCUUAUUUGCAUAUUUUUCUCUCGGCAGCCUCCCUGGGCGACAGGCUGACCGUCGGGGACACGGGCCUGGACAGAGAGCAGCUGUGUGGCCAGGCCCCUCAGUGCGUGCUGGCCUUCGACGUGGUCAGCUUCUCCCAGGAGCAGUUCUGGCUGGUGCACGUGGAGGUGGAGGUGAGGGACAUCAAUGACCAUGCGCCGCGCUUCCCCCGGGCCCAGAUUCCAGUGGAGAUGUCCGAGGGCCCUGCGGUGGGCACGCGCAUCCCCCUGGAGGUGCCCGUGGACGAGGACGUGGGCGCCAACGGGCUGCAAAGCGUGUGCCUGGCCGAGCCCCACAGCCCCUUCCAAGUGGAGCUGCAGACGCGCGCGGACGGUGCCCAGUGCGCCGACUUGGUGCUGCUGCAGGAGCUGGACCGCGAGAGCCAGGCCACCUACAGCCUGGGGCUGGUGGCCCAGGACGGCGGCCGCCCGCCGCGCUCCGCCACAGCCGCCCUCAGCGUGCGCGUGCUGGACGCCAACGACCACAGCCCGGCCUUCCCUCAGGGCGCCGUGGCCGAAGUGGAGCUGGCGGAGGACGCGCCCGUGGGCUCGCUCCUGCUAGACCUGGACGCGGCGGACCCCGACGAGGGCCCCAACGGCGACGUGGUGUUCGCCUUCGGGGCCCGCACCCCGCCCGAGGCGCGCCGCCUCUUCCGCCUGGACCCGCGCUCCGGCCGCCUCACCCUGGCGGGGCCCGUGGACUACGAGCGCCAGGACACUUACGAACUGGACGUGCGGGCGCAGGACCGCGGCCCCGGGCCCCGCGCCGCCACCUGCAAGGUCAUCGUGCGCCUCCGCGACGUCAGUGACAACGCUCCAGACAUCUCCAUCACCCCGCUGGCCGCCCCGGGCGCGCCUGCUGCCUCGCCCUUCGCCGCCGCCGCCGCUCUUGGCGGAGCGGAGGCGACCUCUUCGACCGGGCCUGGGACGCCGGAGGCGAGCGCCGUCUCGCUGGUGCCGGAGGGGGCGGCGCGCGAGAGCCUGGUGGAGCUGGUCAGCACCUCGGACAGGGACUCGGGCGCCAACGGGCAGGUGCGCUGCGCCCUCUACGGGCACGAGCACUUCCGGCUGCAGCCGGCCUACGCGGGCAGCUACCUGGUGGUGACCGCGGCGUCCCUGGACCGCGAGCGCAUCUCCGAGUACAACCUGACGCUGGUGGCCGAGGACCGCGGCGCGCCCCCGCUGCGCACCGUGCGGCCCUACACGGUGCGUGUGGGCGACGAGAACGACAACGCGCCGCUCUUCACGCGGCCGGUCUAUGAGGUGUCAGUGCGCGAGAACAACCCGCCCGGGGCCUACUUGGCCACGGUGGCCGCCAGGGACCCGGACCUGGGCCGCAACGGCCAGGUCACCUACAGGCUGCUGGAGGCCGAGGUGGGCCGGGCUGGGGGCGCCGUGUCCACCUACGUCUAGGGGGACCGCGUCACGGGGCGGCUGCGCGCACGACGGAGUUUCAACCUCGAGGAACUGGCCAGCCUGUAGCUAGGGCUGGAGGCACUGGACGGCGGCUCGCCGCCGCUGCGAGGCCGGGCCACGGCGGGGCUGCAGAUGCAGGGCCGGGACGAGCGCGCGCCCGGACUGGUGACCCCGCGACUCGUCGAUGGCUCAGCCCUGCUGCCUCUGCCCUGGAACGCGUCCCUCGGCUCCCUGCCGACUCGACAGCAGGCUAGGGACGCGGACAAAGGCCUUGACGCGCAGCUGACUUACCUCCGGCUCCGCAGCGACGGCGGCCCCGGGGAGCUAUCGCUGCAGCGCCUGCGGUCCCCGCAGCCCGCCGGUCCGCUGACGGCGGUCGUCGCGGCGCUGGACGAAGGCCGGCUGGCCCCGCGGCGCUCGCGCGCGGUGCUCCCGGUACCCGCGCUUCCUGCACCACCUGGCGGACAAAUGGUGCUGGUGCCACGGCCGGCGCCGGCGCCGCCGCCGAACCCGGAAGGGGCGCGCAGAGCGGCUUUCGGCCAGCCCCUGCGGCCUUCUCCUGGUGGCCGUGGUCACCGUGACUUGGUCCCGCCCGGGCCGCGGAGGAGGAAGCUUUGGGAGCGCGACCGGAACUGGUGCAACGCAAGCAGUGAAUGGCCAGGCCGCUCCAAGUCGCAGAGGGUCAGGGGCUGUGACUCUGGGGCUUCGGCCUGA